AUGGUUAAUUCUAUAAUGAUAUUACUAGUACAACACUUAACUAUCUACCUUGUUAGCUGUUUCUAUUGCAUAUUGUUUCUACUUUACAAUUUUGGACAGUCUACGAAUUUUGCACCGGAGGAUAGAUUAUUUUUCUCUGUAGAUAAUUGUGAACGAAACUUAGAUAUAGGCAACUGGUGUGAAUGGUCACCUUGGAGUAGAUGUGAAGCACUUACAUGUACACGAUUACGUCAACGUGAAUGUGGCUGUCCUGCACCACUUAACUGGACAAAAGCAACAGAAUGUAAAACUGUUAAACCUCAAAAUGACUACAGAGUAAAUAAUACAAUUAUCAAACAUACGCGACAUAUACGAUUUACAAGUGAUACUAAGCACGAAUGUAAAAUACCCGUAAUUCUCGAAGGCACUUACUAUCCUGACUGUUUUCAACCUGUACAAGUAUCCAAAGUUACAACACAAGUUUCCAAUAAAAUGAAAUCAAAAAAUUUCUUUUGUUCGGUAAAUCGUACACAAAUUGGUUUGUGUUCAAAACAAUCGAAUAAUUCAAAUUAUGAUACAAAAGGUAUGCGAGAAUAUGAUGUUGGUGCAUGUGAUAAUUGGCGUAUAAUCCAUCAUUGGAGUAUGGAAAAUUUACCAAUGAAACUAAAGUAUAUUUAUGAUUCAGACAGUGAAUUAGGACGUAAAUGUACAUUUGAAGUGGAUAGUUACAAUCCAUUAUGUAAAUAUUAUACAUUGUAUUCAGAAUAUACAAGAAGUGAUUAUGGACGAUUAAAUAAUUUCGCAUUUGACAUAGAGAAUUGUCGUUUCGCAUGUGCUAUACACAUUCAGUGUAAAGCUAUUGAAUUCAUUGUUGGUGUUCAUUGUAUACUUGCGUUUCACUUCGAUGAAUCGGUUCUUCAACGAUCCAUUGGGACUGUGAUUCAACUGAAACCGAAUGAAUGUCAUCCUGAUAUUAAAGAUGAACAGAUUUAUCCAUAUACUAGUGCUGUAUCUAUUCUACGUGUUUAA
This is a messenger RNA of Heterobilharzia americana, 1008 nucleotides long. Lineage: Eukaryota; Metazoa; Platyhelminthes; Trematoda; Strigeidida; Schistosomatidae. The record is from the annotation of a GenBank genome assembly.